Bombus pyrosoma is the source of this 6040-nucleotide messenger RNA. RefSeq names its product trissin receptor. Gene Ontology annotation, molecular function: neuropeptide Y receptor activity. The record is from RefSeq and is a predicted model, not a curated record. Lineage: Eukaryota; Metazoa; Arthropoda; Insecta; Hymenoptera; Apidae. Gene Ontology annotation, cellular component: plasma membrane. The transcript has 4 exons. Bases 2646 to 3896 code for a protein of 416 amino acids. Gene Ontology annotation, biological process: G protein-coupled receptor signaling pathway.
UGGGCUCUGUAAAUUAGCAGCAUCUCGGUUUACGAGAAUAUUAAACGCAUGUAAUUAAAACGUUCACACGUCCGUUUAAACGUGUACUCGAAUUAAUAUUCGAAUAUUAUAAGAAUCGACCGAACGAUAUCGUGUAAGGAUAUUUCCAUAGCUGUUCCAGGCUGUUAUCGUUGAUAAAGUUUAACACGUAACGGAUUAACAUGUACGUGGAAAGAAAGAUCGGCCGUUGAACGAUGUAAUUACGGAUUAAGCACGAGCUUAGGUGUACUCAUGCGGACAACACAACAAUCUUAUUGUUUAAAAAGAUACCGAUAUACAUAUGUAUUAUCUAUGCAGAUGGCAUUUUGUAGAUACGUUUGCCAACGAAAGUGCUAGACUAAUUAAGCUUACGUAUGUACAGUGGCCCGCGGAGAUACUCGAACAUACUUAACAAAUUUUUAUUUAUACAGAGUGCGACGGAAUAACAUGUACAGGCGGACUUAUACUUUAAGACGAUACUUUACGUAAAAAUAAGAGGAAAAUAUAGAGUAACAUUUCUUCAGCCGGGACUUAAUUUUCCAGGAAGUCGAAUUUGAAUUGUUCAAGUAAUACUAUAUAACGUUUUAUUAAAUAGAAAAUUUAUAUAGUACAAGAUAACUAUUUUAUAUGUAACAUAAUAAUUUGAAGUAUUAACGAACAGCGCUCUAUUCUCUUGUACAUCUCAAACAGGAAUAAUUUUCUUUUAAUGCACAUUCAUUCAUCGAACACAUACUCUUUCGUUCCUCUCUCGUACGAUACAGAUGUGCACACAUUUAUUUUCUAACAUGAAUAUUUAUCGAUUAUAGUAAAUAACCAGCGAGAGGUUGUUCUAUGUGCGAAAAUCAGUUGAAAAUUUAUCAUACACGUGUAUUAGGCUGAUUCUCCAUUGAACGCGUACAAACUCUGUUUUCUUGAAAGCGAAGUCUUAAAGGGAACAAAUUUGUUCCACAUUUUUUACUUCACCGAUGGUAUCCCCUUAGAGGUAGACGUCCAAAUGUUAUUUAGCAAUAAAGAUAGAAAAAUUUACCAAAUGUCCAGCUGGUCAAAUUGUAAAGUACAAAUUAAAUAAAAAAAAGAGACAUUUUUUAUUUAUUUUGGCAAGUAGAAUUAAUGUUUUCUGAUUGUUGGCUCAUACCUAAGUGGUAAUUACCCAAGUUCACGUGUAAUUGACGAAUCUUUUCACUCUGUUUUCUUGUAAACUAAGCAUCCAACAAACAAAUUUGUACAUUCUAUUCUGUAUUCUCUUCUUAUUUUCUCAUUAUGCACGUUUGUACAUGUUAUUCGGCCGCACCCUGCGUAUUAUACGAAACAUUUUAACAUCUCAUUAACACUGUGAGUCUUGUCUACACUGACAGACAAUCGUCCGCAGACAAUCCGCAUCUGUUUUUCGUGGAAAAUUCGCAGACAAAAUUCAAGUCCAGAGACAGGCAGCGGAUAAAAGUGCCUAGUACACACACGCUGUCUGACAAAUGUUGGAAGAACGUGCAAACGCAUGCAACACACAGCUUAGUUUAAUCGUCCUUUCGCUAACAAGCUUCUUUUAUUUUACUGAGACAAGUUUCUCUUUCUUCUUGCGCAAAUUAAAAAAUACCCCAUAUACCCUAUGAACAACGAUAGUAACAUUGUUCAAAGACAUGGCUAGAGACACUAAUUACAUUUCUUUUUUUUUUUUAUUUAAUUUGUACUUUCCAAUUUGUCCAGCUGGACAUUUUUGCUAAAUUUUUCUAACGUUAUUGCUAAACAACACCAGGAUACCUUCUUCGAGUUUGUCUAUUUUAUUUCUUUAAUGAGGUCAGUGAGAUGUUUUCUUUUUAGUCUCCGUUUUAUAUGGCUUUGCUUUGCAUGUGUUGCCAUUCUUUUCUUGUAUUUUUCUGCGUAUCUGUUGAUUUCUUCUUUGACCAUUGUAUUAUAUUAUAUAUUACAUAAUAAUUAUAUUAAUUACAUAUGGACGUUAGAGACUCGGGCAUGGGAGAAGUCGAUCAGUGUUGGGCCGAUCCAAGAUCACGAGUACACUGCUAUGCUAGAAACUAGUAGACAAACGAUAUUGUUUACAUAUAAUCCACGUAUAUUGUCCGCCGAUAGCCACCAAGAUAUGUGCAAACAAUGUCGUUUGUACACUGAUCGGUUAUUCUGGUAUUCCUCGGUAUGGACGAGUUGAGGAUCUGUUGGAGAUGGAACGGUUCCUCCCACUCAAACACGAAGGAGAUUUCAAGCUUUUGAAAUGCUGACUUUUGAAGGAUAAGCACAUACGCCCACUUGUGGCGUGGAAUAUCAUCUAAAUAUAAAUAAUUAACGUUAUAACGACGAGGAGAUUUUCUCCUUGUUGAUAUUUACAGAAGCCCAGAAUUUAAUCAUUUUGAUCGUGUUUUACGAUCUUUCGAAUUUUUCCAAAAAUUUCUAUACCGAUACUUUACCGACAUAAAUAUCAACGUAAAUAAUACGCUAAUAACAUUUUGCAGGAAAUGUGACGAUAGAUCGUAUUAACACUUUACCGACCGCUAGCGAUUCAACAGCAUACGCACGUCCGACCGGCAGCUCAGGCGCGGAUUCUCCCUGGCGCCGGCUCUGUUUCGGUUUAGACUCUCCAAUGUCAUUCUUUUCGUUCAUCGCGAACGUCUCGUUUCAGAAUGAUCGACAACCGCGACGCCGUCUUUCGUAAAAUUCGUGAUAAAAAAAGUUUGAUGGACAACGAAACUUCCUUGCACGAUAUAUCUCUAAACGAGGAGUACAUUCUUGACAGGACCGAUGUCAGAGUAAUUUUUAUUACGCUCUAUUCCAUUGUCUUCGUUUUCUGCUUUAUCGGUAACUCGAUGGUGAUUUUUGUGGUAACAUUUUCACGACGAUUACGGAGUAUUACCAAUUUCUUUUUGGCGAACCUGGCAGUAGCCGAUUUCUGCGUCGGUAUCUUUUGCGUGUAUCAAACGUUGACAAAUUACCUAAUGAACAGUUGGCGACUCGGCGAUUUUCUCUGCAAAGUAUACAUGUUCGUCCACGCGCUUUCCUACACAGCCAGCGUAUUAAUCCUAAUGGUGGUUUGCAUUGAACGAUACUUGGCUAUCGUUUACCCGAUUAAGUGCAGGUCGGUGCUGACAAGAAGCCGACUACAGCUGGUAAUAGGAAUAGUUUGGAUGGUUGCCGCGAUUUAUGCUUUGCCGAGAUUCUUCUAUGUUGAGACCAUGCAAAAUCGUUUAAUCACCGGCGACGUGGACAUCAUUUGCAUUGCCAAUAUCCAGAAGCACAACAAAACUUUAUUGGACGCCGUAAAUCUCGUUUUUCUUUACUUACUUCCGCUACUUCUGAUGUGCUGCCUUUACGCGAGAAUCGCUGUCGGGUUAUGGAGAAGCGGCACUACCCUCGGAGGACCGGGUUUGGCGACUAAAAGCAAAAAUGAUAGCCUCCAUCGUGUUCACAGUUCCGGUAGGAAUGUGCUUCGCGCCAGACGCGGUGUAAUAAGAAUGCUAAUCGCAGUGGUGAUGAUGUUCGCCGUAUGCAAUCUGCCGCAACAAGCACGGAUCGCCUGGCGCCACUGGAGCUCGAGUUAUGAUCGAUCAUCGAACUUCAGCACUCUCCUAACGUUAUCCACUUUUUUAAUUUCCUACACAAACUCUUGUCUGAAUCCUUUUCUAUAUGCUUUCUUCUCGCGAAACUUUCAAAAAGGAAUAAGAGAACUUCUGAACUGCGGAAAGACAAGAAAUCGAAGCAGCGUUUUGGUCAUGGGACGUACCGCAAGAGAAACAGCAACGCGACAAGAAAACGACGAAGGGAACGUAAAUGAUUUUCAGCGAAGUUUACUGGUCUGUCUUAAUUCUGAUCGAGACAGCUCUGUCGCAGUACCACCGAGUACAGAGCAAACCAUUUACGAAAAAUCCAGUUACUAAUUAGUUUUAUUAGUUCGAGAUUAGGCUAUUAAGAGUAUCUUUUUUAAGCAGAGUCCGACGCAACUGAAACGAAGAUUUUUCUGUCGCUAAUUCGAAACGAAAUCGAUCCUAUUCGGGUACGUUCAUGCUCUUUCUCGUUGUAUAUAUAUAUAUAUAUAUAUAUAUUGGCUGUUCGGCUACUUAUUUUACAUAAUUUAAAAGGUGCGUCUUGACGUUGAAAUAAGACGAAAAUCAAGAAAAAAAAAUUGCGCUUUCGGCUUUGUUUUUUAAUUAUUGACAAUUACACUGUUUGUAUUAACAACUUCCUUCGUUCUCUUUUUACUCUUAAUACGAGGGACGAUAAUAACGUCGUGAUUUCACAUGAAAUAGGAAUACAAACAUACGGAAAAAUACAUCAUAGUUUUCAUAUUAUUUUUCAGAAGAUCGAUAAAAGAUCAGAAGGCAACGAAUCAUAAAGAAAAAUUUAUAGUUUACAGCUUGUAAAUUAGUAAACUACUGUGCAAGAGAAUUCAGACGUAAUGUAAUAUCUUUGCAGAGUUGAUCGACAAUUUUCAGAAUAUUGAAUCAAUACUGAUUCACGGUUGCCGAGUUUUCCGAUUACACGGAAUUUGCAUUAAUCUAACUCGUAUUUGACAUUUGGCAUCGGCACGUGUGGUUUUAGCAGACAGACAUAUGGAUCUUUACGAGAUCAUACAUAUUCGACGAGAAUAGGAGAAAAAAGAGAUGAAAAUUUCAUUGAAAUAUGAGGUUCGUUAAUUUCUAUUAACCUCUGUUUGUUACAUCGACUGUUGGUAAUAGAAAUGAAACAAAGUAAAAAAUAAAAUCAACGAAUGAAUAUCAGAAGCAAAAUAUGAUAAGUAUAUUUUUAUUAAUACUCUGAUUUUAAUAUUAUUUCAUGAAUGUCGAGGAUUAUUAACGUAAUGAAUAAUUAAAUGUCUAAAUACUUUUACAGUCUCUGUGUAAUACUUGCACUAAAUGUCUUAUAACUUCUACAUAUAUUUUCAGAUUUGUUUCAAACUUUACUAUCAUCUAUCGUGAUAGUCGGCCUCAUAACAGUACUAAUGACCUUUCAAAAUGUUUCACGCAACACAUAUAAUAUAAUCAUAAAGUAAAUCUAUAAGUGAAUACUUUCAUAAAUAACUGUAGUCACAUUUUGUUAUUGUCCGAACACUUUUGGAAGUAAUUAAAUAUAUGUAUCAUAUGCAAUACGAUUUCUUUCUCGUUUAAAUUAUCAUCGUUCUUCCGCUCUCGUCUCUUUGCCUGUUUCUGUCGAAUCAUGUGAGCGUUAUCUGCAUUUUUUCUUUCCUACGCUGUUUUGUUUUCCGCGUUAUCUCGUCGGGGUCUCGAGUUCGCAGCCAAGUAACCGGUUAACUCCGGUCCAUCGACUUCUCCGUACAGCUUUAACGUUUUAUCGGAUAAUGGGAAAUCCUCUUUCAAUAAAGAUACCUUUCAGCUUUGUUCUCAUCCAUUGAUGGUCGUGAGAUUAAGAAAUAAUCUUAAGACAAAUUAUUUACUAGAUUGCAUAUCUGUAUGCAAAUUCAUAUUUUCGGGCAUAUAAUUAAAAGCGUAGAACCUCGGUAAAAAUUUGUUUUACCUGCCAAGUAUUAUAGAAAGCUAUGUAUAUAUAUAUUUUGAAUAUUUUAUAUAUUCUUUCAUAUUACGUGUAUUCUGCGUGAUUUUCUGCCUGAAAAUGUCCUAUAAAUGCAGAAAAGUUUAAAUGCAGUUUCCUGAUUACAAAUUGUCACUUUAGUCUCCUGGCGCAUAAACUUUUUCUGUAUUGGCGAAGGUUGGUUGCGUUCGUGUAACCUACGAGUGUUCGAACAUCUUCGUAAACCAAUGUGUGUCUGUUCACAAUAGGUAUCUACAAGCUUUCAAAUUCUUUCAUGAUCAAAGUUCGGCAAAGUUGUAAACAGGACGUUACACCGCGUGGAUGCUCCGGGGCUGCAAUAUGCUCGAUUUAUCUGUCAAAGGAGACGAACAUAUCAAGAAAAAAUAAACGAGAGUUUAAACGGAUCCAGAGUUGGCGAUAGUAACGUAAUGAUUAUUGCAAAAUCAGACCCCCAGCAGGCAUUGCAUCACGUAGCAUUAGAUGACCCCGGAAUGGAAAAUAUAUUUUGCAGUCUGUAACCGUCGUGUAUCAUGCG